Dicrocoelium dendriticum is the source of this 414-nucleotide messenger RNA. Lineage: Eukaryota; Metazoa; Platyhelminthes; Trematoda; Plagiorchiida; Dicrocoeliidae. The record is from the annotation of a GenBank genome assembly.
AUGACUGGAAACCCCUCUGGCAUCGACUUCGUGGAAGACACAGUCAACGAUUUGACUGAAAGUCUUAAGCAAAUGGACGAUGUCUCCGAUUUGAUCUGUUCAUUGCGACGAACUGCUGUUUCGGAGGCUGAUGAUGACGAACUUGCCUCCGAGCUAAGCAAUAUAUUGAGGUCGUCAGAUCCUGAAUCUUCAGCAUCCGUUACUACCCGGUCUCUUCCUGAUGCUCUGGAUGCCAGUCUAAAUGAAACACGGCUUGAUGGUUUGACGCUUCCCGAAACGAUCCAGAUUUCACGUUUGCCGAUCCUCUUUCAUAUUCGCUAUGCUCUCGAUUUCCAAUGCUUUUUACGGCGAUUGUGUAGGCUUGACAACUUGGUGACCCUAUUGGUCAGCCUACGACGUAUCGCCGUAUGGUAA